AUGGCACUCAGCCUGGCCACAGGAGACGUAUGCUUCUACUGCAUCGUGAUGCUGGACUUGUUAGGCAACUCAGAUCCAACAGCCCUGCAGGACAAGAUCGCAUCCAAAAGAGUCAAAAUCCGCGCUCACGUACCGAGGCUAGCUGUCAAAAGGUCCAGCCUAACGGUGCUUGGCGUACAGGUUGGAAAAGCACAGGAUUUCGAGGUGAACUUGUGGAUAAAGCUCCAGACGUUGAUACUCUCGGCGCUGAGAGACCAGGGGUACCACCAAAGCCGAGGGUUCCCCGUAAAUGCCUAUCAGCUCAGGGUGAUGGCGCCCGCCGGUGCACUGCGGUUCUAUAGAUACGGCGGCAUGGCCGGGGCCGCCGCGAGCUGA
Molecule: messenger RNA, 375 nt
Organism: Diaporthe amygdali
Lineage: Eukaryota; Fungi; Ascomycota; Sordariomycetes; Diaporthales; Diaporthaceae
Exons: 4
Coding region: 1-375 (124 amino acids)
Source: RefSeq, a predicted model, not a curated record